Molecule: messenger RNA, 273 nt
Organism: Colletotrichum orchidophilum
Lineage: Eukaryota; Fungi; Ascomycota; Sordariomycetes; Glomerellales; Glomerellaceae
Exons: 2
Coding region: 1-273 (90 amino acids)
Source: RefSeq, a predicted model, not a curated record
AUGUUGGGGAUCUGCGGGUGGAGAUUUUCUCUUUUGGUCUGGCGCUGGUUGGCAAUGUUUUUUUCCCCUUGGGGCAUGGUUGUUUUUGCGAGUUCGCUAUUGGUGCUUGUUGAACCCCUGGCAUUUCUGGAAGGGGCCCAGCGAAGGCGACCCCCAAAUUGUGUCCCAAAAUCCCAAUUGUUGGGGGAACCGACAUUUACCGUCGACGUCGACGUGUCCCGGCAAAGCUCAUCGGCGGCGGCAUUGCUGGUGGAAGGGAAGGCCGGGGUCUAG